Molecule: messenger RNA, 1477 nt
Organism: Octopus sinensis (East Asian common octopus)
Lineage: Eukaryota; Metazoa; Mollusca; Cephalopoda; Octopoda; Octopodidae
Product: zwei Ig domain protein zig-2-like
Exons: 10
Coding region: 144-1037 (297 amino acids)
Biological process (GO): dendrite self-avoidance; axon guidance; homophilic cell-cell adhesion
Cellular component (GO): axon; plasma membrane
Molecular function (GO): cell-cell adhesion mediator activity
Source: RefSeq, a predicted model, not a curated record
CGAAUGACUCUAUAUAAAGUUGGUUAGCUUGCAACCGGUGGCCACUUAAGUAAGCGUCAUAUACCAUACCGCUGACAAGAGACCACGACAGAAGAGAAAAAGAAAACAAUUAUAAGAAAAGAUAUUUAUCAAGAUAACAAAUCAUGAAAACUACUUCGAUAGUCGUUUUGAUUCUGUAUUACUGGCUAGGAUGUUGCUAUAGUUACAGAGACAUUUACAAAAAACAGAGAAGUCCCUUUAGGAGAAACUGGUAUCAACAAAAUCGAGUUGGAAGCAAACGCGUUCGAUCUCCACUCUCCGGGAAGUUACAUUUUUCAUCAACUCCUGAAGAGCAGAAAAUAGUGUCAAUAGGAGAGUCGUUCACACUUACCUGUGAUAUCAUCAGUAAACCUCACGCCAAUAUGUACUGGAAUAAGAACGGUGUGCGAAUACCACAGGGUGCCUCCUCAAACCUUGUCGAUGAGCAAAGAUAUGAAGAUAAAGUCAGUGCUCACCGGCGACCUAGGGUACGUCAAAGUUCACAGAUGUUGCAACUGUUUAUUGACUGUUUCACACCUGAAAAAGCUGGAACAUAUGAAUGCGUAGCUGAAACGGAUUCACAUCGUAUAUCACAUUCAACUGUAGUCGAAACUGCUUGUCCUGUCACUGGUCAGAAUUCGUAUGGUGCAGAUUUUCUUUUUCGAAUUCUCAACUACAUGCUAUGUUCCGGAAGAUUUCCAGCAAAGGAACAAUGUAAUUCUAACGGAAUGGGAGCUCGUAUUUAUUCCUAUACCACUUAUCGCAUUGAGAAGUCUGGCACAGCUGUCCAGUUAAGUUGCCGAGCUCAAGGUACUCCAACACCAACAAUUAGCUGGUACAAGGACAAGAAAAAGAUUCUACCAAGCACGCCUGGUUACAAGUUGCUAGCAAAUGGUGAUCUGGUUCUUGAAAGCUGGCAUUUGAAUGAACACUUCUUCUUAUUUAACUGUAAAGCUGAAAAUGAUUUUGGUAAUGAUUCUAUUUCAUCAAGCGUAUAUUUGGUUUCAAAUAAAAAAUAAUUUAACAUACCAUUUUCGGGAAGGGGAAACUUAUGGAAAUAGCACCCACUGUAACCCAACACUAUGCCAAAAAUAAAAUUUAAAAAAUGAAAGCAGAGAGAGAGAAAAGAAGAGAGAAAAGAAAGUAAUAUAUAAUGACAGGGAGAAAGAAGUAAACAAGGAAAGGAGGAAGAAAGAAUGACAGACAGACUCGAAGAAAAGGAACAUUUAAAACAAAAUAUUUAUGAUAGCUGAUAAAUUACGAAUCAUACGAAUAGACACCUUAAAACUAUCUGGCUAGUGAAAACUGACAUGAAAAACUAUAUGAUGAACUAAUAAUAAAAGAAGUAAAAAAAAAAAGAAAACACAAAGUGCUCUCCCUUGGAAUGCUUCUUUUUAUUAUAAUUUUUCUUUUUUUCAUUUUUUUUUUGACGAGUAGUUUUCAAUUCCAGUUAAAAAAA